AUGGAGGACUUUGAUGUGAGAUGGAUCCUAAUUGACCCAGGCAGCUCGGCCGAUCUUUUACAGGCAUCAGUAAUCAAGCAGAUGGGACUCGAGCUAUCCGGCUUAGAAAAUCUUGGGCGAAUCUUGUCAGGAUUCAAUGGAGCGGCAACCACCUCCCUUGGAGAUGUUGUGCUACCAGUCCAAGCAGGCCUAGUCACUCUUAACGUACAAUUUUCAGUGGUAGAAGAUUUGUCCUCCUUUAACGCCAUCUUGGGACGCACGUGGCUGCACUACAUGACAACCAUCCCUUCCACAUACCAUCAGAUGGUAAGCUUUCUCACCGAGGACGGAAAAAUCGAUCUAUAUGGCAGCCAGCUGGCCGCUCGCCAGUGCUAUCAAAUAGCGCGAGAAGUCGGAUCCAGCAAAGAUGGCUAG
Messenger RNA from Vitis riparia (riverbank grape), 414 nucleotides. RefSeq lists its product as uncharacterized. The transcript has a single exon. The record is from RefSeq and is a predicted model, not a curated record. The coding region runs from base 1 to 414 and encodes 137 amino acids. NCBI's taxonomy places the organism in Eukaryota, Viridiplantae, Streptophyta, Magnoliopsida, Vitales, Vitaceae.